This is a messenger RNA of Nelumbo nucifera (sacred lotus), 1179 nucleotides long. RefSeq lists its product as uncharacterized. NCBI's taxonomy places the organism in Eukaryota, Viridiplantae, Streptophyta, Magnoliopsida, Proteales, Nelumbonaceae. The record is from RefSeq and is a predicted model, not a curated record.
UUAUAGUUCUAAACGAACACCUCCAUUUUCACAGUGAUAUAAAUAAAUGCCCAUAAAGGUGAGUUCCCAACAAGAAAAUACUUUAAUGCUUAUACGUGAGAAUUCGGUUGUCUCGAACCAGACAUCCUUGGCAUGAUUGAUUGCUUAGAAGGCAUAAGACAGAGCAAGAGAGUUGAGGUAUCAUCAGAGUGAAAAUGGAUUCUUCCUUCAGAUCAUCGAAGAACCAAAGAAUCGUGGAUGAAGAAGAUGAUGAUCUUGGUUCUCUAUCUUCCUCGUCUGAUAUUUCAUGCAAUUCGAGCUCCUCAUCUGUAUCGGAUUUCCUGGAUGAUGCAACUUCUUCUACUACUUCUUCCUCCCCUCCUGGUUCAUCUUCUUCAUCCGAACAACUAGCUGAAGGUCCUCUGUAUGAGAUGUCCCCCCUCAUGAAAGAGCUUCCCUUCAAGAGAGGGCUCUCAAAACACUUCCAAGGGAAGUCACAGUCCUUCACAUCUUUAUCUGAUGUAAAAUGCUUGGAAGAUCUUGCAAAGCCUGAGAAUCCCUACAAGAAGAUGAAAUCCUGUAAAAGCUAUGCAAGUUUAUCAGCUUGCUCCCCCAAAACUUGGACCAAGCCCAUCUCAAAGAAGGCUUCCAGAGGUUCUUGUUCUUCACUCAGUGCAAGGAGGAGUAACAGCUUUCUGGGCAACAGCAGGCCCCCAAUACCUCCACAAAGGGUUAAUAGUUUGUUUGCUUGAAUGAAUGGGUAUUAGGGGAUAGAGCCAAUUAAUUUCUUCUGCAAAUCUAAGGAAAAGUCAUGGAGAUUUUACAAAGUUUUAAAGAUUUUGUUUCACCUUAACCUUUUUCUUUCUUUUCUUCCUUCUGGGUCCUGAAGAUUAAAUGAUUAAUUUAUGAUCUUUGCACUGCAGAGAAGAUCUGAAGUUUGAGCAACUUACAGGAAUUAUAGUAGUUUUAUUUUUAAUUCAUUUAAUAAAUAUUAUCAUUAUUUUAUGUUCUGGGUAUCAGGAUUAGAUAGUGAAUUUUAUUCUCCUUAACCAUUGAUGCUUCAAGAUGUUUCGUUAUCCGAAGACAAUGAAAAUUUGUUUAGAUUGCUUGGGUGUUCAUCAUCCGAAGACAAUGAAAAUUUGUUUAGAUUGCUUGGGUGUUCAUCAUCCGAAGCAAGAGAUCUAUGUCAGUCGAUUUUAA